AUGGCUCACCGUGGGAAGUCUACUCCUAAGUAUAUUGGCAAGCUGUUUAUAAGCCAUUUCGGCAUCAUUGAUGGACUUACACCAGAACAUGUCAGGGUUUCAAUGAAGCAUAUGUUUGGCAUCAAGAUGGAUUACACUACCUCUUACAGAUCUUUGAUAUAUGCCCAACAAUUGGUCAGGGGAACAGCUGAAGAUGGAUAUGCGAGUCUCCCAGCUUACCUACAUUCAGUGAACAAAGCCAAUCCGGGAACUGUAUCAGCUCUUCAUGUAGAUUCGAAUAACAAAUUCAAAUAUCUAUUUCUCGCAUUUGGAGCAUCGCUUGCUGGUUUUCAGUACAUGAGAAGAGUUACUGUGGUUGAUGGAUGUCAUCUAAUAGGGAAAUACGAGGAUGGUUAUCCUUUGGUGAUAGUUUCUGACAGACAUAUUUCUAUUAAGAAAGCUUGUGAAACUAUUUUCCCAUGGGCAAAACGAGGGAUCUGCUACUACCAUCUACAACAUAACAUAGUAACAAAGUUUAGGGGGAAGCAGUUGCUGUACUUGGUUAAACGUGUGGUUUAUGCUUACAACCUUUAUGACUACAACCGGUACAUGGCGGAGCUGAGACAGAUCAAGCCUGACCUUGCUGACUAUUUGGAAGAAGCCGAUGUCUCUCUUUGGUCCCGAGUUCAUUUUGUUGGAGACAGAUACAAUAUUAAGACUAGCAAUGUUGCAGAGUCUAUAAAUGCUGCACUUAAGAAGGCCCGUGGCUAUCUCAUUUCAUUCCUCUUGGAUUUCAUACGAGAGAAGCUCGGUCAGUGGUUUUUAAAACGCAGAGAGGAUGCUUUGAGUCUCACAACACAUAAUACUCGGGGAGUGGAGUAUUUGCUGGCGAUUCGUGGACAUUAUGCAGAUGCAAUGGAGGUGGACCGAAUUGACACUUGA
Molecule: messenger RNA, 921 nt
Organism: Eutrema salsugineum
Lineage: Eukaryota; Viridiplantae; Streptophyta; Magnoliopsida; Brassicales; Brassicaceae
Exons: 2
Coding region: 1-921 (306 amino acids)
Biological process (GO): DNA transposition
Molecular function (GO): DNA binding; transposase activity
Source: RefSeq, a predicted model, not a curated record